This is a messenger RNA of Arabidopsis thaliana (thale cress), 1284 nucleotides long. It is a transcript of the gene HB51, whose product is annotated as homeobox 51. NCBI's taxonomy places the organism in Eukaryota, Viridiplantae, Streptophyta, Magnoliopsida, Brassicales, Brassicaceae. Bases 202 to 783 code for a protein of 193 amino acids. Gene Ontology annotation, molecular function: DNA binding; DNA-binding transcription factor activity, RNA polymerase II-specific; DNA-binding transcription factor activity. The record is from RefSeq and is marked reviewed. The transcript is spliced from 2 exons. Gene Ontology annotation, biological process: regulation of DNA-templated transcription; regulation of transcription by RNA polymerase II. Gene Ontology annotation, cellular component: nucleus.
CAAAAGACAAAGUACAUAGAAGAAGAAACUUCUUGUCACGCCUCUCUUACCCCUUCCCUUGUGGUCCAAUAAAACCCUAAUUUUCUUUUCUUUCUUUUAUCCAUUGUAUUAGAUCCUAUAUCUUUCUUCCUUAUAGACCAUCUCUCAUGUCUUCUUAUAUAUAUUAAGAUAUUCACAAGAACUACAAAAGAAAGAAAGGAGAUGGAGUGGUCAACAACGAGCAACGUAGAAAACGUGAGAGUAGCUUUCAUGCCACCGCCAUGGCCGGAGUCUAGUUCCUUUAACUCGCUCCACAGCUUCAACUUUGAUCCUUACGCAGGAAAUUCAUAUACGCCUGGCGAUACACAAACCGGACCGGUUAUCUCUGUACCGGAAUCAGAAAAGAUCAUGAAUGCGUACCGAUUUCCGAACAACAACAAUGAGAUGAUAAAAAAGAAGAGACUAACGAGUGGACAAUUAGCUUCACUUGAGCGAAGUUUUCAAGAAGAGAUCAAAUUAGAUUCAGACAGGAAGGUGAAGCUGUCGAGAGAGCUCGGUCUGCAGCCACGUCAGAUAGCAGUUUGGUUCCAAAACCGCCGUGCACGGUGGAAGGCGAAGCAGCUUGAGCAGUUGUACGACUCGCUUAGACAAGAGUACGACGUCGUUUCUAGGGAGAAACAAAUGUUACACGAUGAGGUUUGUGUAUUAUAUUGCACAAAAUUAAAAUCAUGGGAUCUAAUUACAUAUUAUCGUUUUCUUAAUUUAUCCCUUAAAGUCUUGAUUCUAUCAGAUUGCCCCCCUUAAAAAAUUGGAUUGGUGGUGCAGGUGAAGAAGCUGAGAGCUUUACUAAGAGACCAGGGUUUGAUCAAGAAGCAAAUCUCUGCCGGGACCAUCAAAGUUUCCGGUGAGGAAGACACGGUGGAGAUUUCAUCGGUGGUGGUAGCUCAUCCAAGAACGGAGAAUAUGAACGCAAAUCAAAUCACCGGAGGGAAUCAAGUUUACGGUCAAUACAACAAUCCGAUGCUGGUUGCUUCCUCUGGCUGGCCGUCAUACCCCUGAUAGAUGUUGCUGAUCUCAGAGAGAGGGAAAGAGAAUGAGAGAACGAGAGAAAGAGAGAGAGAGAGAUUGUGUCAAAUAGAGCUUUAGACUAGGACUUUAGUAGUGUUAUAGACUAAGACAAGCUUUCUCUCAUUGUACGAUCUUAAAACAUAAAUGGCACGUUCUUGGAUGCGAGAUUGAGUCUGAAAAUUGUUGAGUUGGUUUUGUUGAACAACUAUACUAUGAACACUCAGAAUUGGCGAAUGU